AUGUACUUUGAUGACAAUGUACAAUUCAAGCUUGCUAUGAUUAGUUAUGCUGUUUACACAAAGAGGGAUCUGUUUUGGAAAAAGAAUGGUUUAAAGUAUGUUAGGGUUGAAUGCCUAGGGAAGGGGUGUGGUUUUCAUGUUAGUGCAGGGUGGGAGGAAAGAACUAGGUGUUUUCAGGUUAAAGCAAUUAUGUUGGAGCAUAAAUGCAACACUCAAUUCACCUUAGGGAUAGUUAGUCAGAAAUGGUUAGAAUGGAAAUUUGAAGAGAAGGUCAGGCAAAAUCCAACUAUUGGUUAUUCUGAGCUCAGCAGGGACAUUAAAUCUGAAUUCAACUUGAAUGUAACUGUCAGUAUGUGUAGAAGGGCAAUUACAGGGAUUUUGAAGAAACUUGAUAUUGGGUAUGAGAGUAGUAUAGUGAAGAUAAAAACAACAAGAACUGUGGAAAAUUCACCUUUGGUGUUUGAGAGGAUAUAUGUCUGUUUUGGUGCAUUGAAGAAGGGUUUUUUAGAGGGGUGUAGGAGGUUCAUUGGACUUGAUGGCUGCUUCCUGAAGGGGAAACUAAAGGGUGAAAUACUGUCAGUUGUGGGUAGAGAUGGGAACAAUCAAAUGUACCCAAUUGCAUGGGUUGUAGUUGAGAUUGAGAAUACCUCUUCAUGGAGAUGGUUUCUAGAGCUGUUGAAGGCUGAUUUGUGCAUUGUGGACAACACUCAAUGGACCUUAAUGAGUGAUCAGUAG
Ipomoea triloba (trilobed morning glory) is the source of this 735-nucleotide messenger RNA. RefSeq lists its product as uncharacterized. The transcript has 2 exons. The record is from RefSeq and is a predicted model, not a curated record. Lineage: Eukaryota; Viridiplantae; Streptophyta; Magnoliopsida; Solanales; Convolvulaceae. The coding region runs from base 1 to 735 and encodes 244 amino acids.